This is a messenger RNA of Fusarium sp. VM40, 897 nucleotides long. NCBI's taxonomy places the organism in Eukaryota, Fungi, Ascomycota, Sordariomycetes, Hypocreales, Nectriaceae. The record is from the annotation of a GenBank genome assembly.
AUGACGCAGCUCAACAUUCCCUCUAGCGCCUCAUUGAGAAUGGAGGUCCUCUCCAAGCACCAGAGGAUGCCUUUGCGCAUCAUGACUUUUAACGUCCGCUACGCAACAACAAACUAUGAACCCAACGAGAGACCGUGGGAAGAACGCCGCCCCAAGCUCGCGAACCUUUUAGCCUUCAUUACCGCUGGCCAGGAGAGCCCCUUCAUAUGUCUCCAGGAAUGCCUCUUCCAUCAGGUCAACGAGAUCCAAGAGGACUUGGGCUCUGCGUGGGAUCAUAUCGGCCGUGGACGCGGUACGAAGCCAGAGGAUGGCGAGUUCUCUCCCAUCUUCUACCGCAGCGACACAUGGAAAAAUGUACGUAGCGAGGUGCGCUGGCUCAGCAAGACGCCCGAGAAGCCCUCCCGAGGCUGGGACGCCGUGCUCAACCGCAUUGUCACAAUGGGCGAGUUCGAGCACCGGGUGACAGGCACCCGCGUUGUUGUCUUCAGUACUCACUUCGAUCACAUCGGCGUAAAGGCCCGUGAGCACAGCGCCGAGCUACUCGUCAAGUUCGCUCGCGAGUGGGGUCGGUCCGGCGACAAAAAAGCGUCAGCCGUGCUCAUCGGCGGUGAUUUCAACAGUGAGCCUGAAGAUGGCGCGUACAAGACCAUCACGGCGUCCGGAUCGGGGAUCUCUGACGUGUCGGACAUCGUGCCCAAGCAUAAGCACUAUGGUAACGAGACGACGUACACAGGCUUCGGGGAGAAGUGGACGCCCUCGCGCAUUGACUUCCUCUUCAUCCAGGAGCCGCGCACGGCACAUGUCAAGACGUUUGGCGUGCUGGCGAAUGGAUUUGAUGAUGCUGUUCGUGUCUCCGAUCACCGACCUGUUGUGUCAGACUUUGACAUAGUUGUUUGA